UUGCUAUGGGGGAACGCAUGCGUACCAACCCUGCCGCAUCGUCUGCAGCAGAAGCAGCAGCAGCAGCCAUCAUCAAUACUACAGCGGCCAUAUUGAAGUAAACAAGCGACCCGUAUUCGUGCGAUCUGGAGGAUAUAUUCGCUCGGGGUCUUAGGUGAGGGAGGAUGGCACAAUUUGGUGGUGGGAAAGCACCACCACCAUGGCAGCAGAGGCCGCAGACAACUCCCACACCUCAACUGCAGCCAUCGCUCCUUGGCCAGCAUCCAUCUGCACCUACUCAGCAAAUUGUGAUAGGAGGAGCACCACAGCAACCUCAGUAUGCUCCUGUACAGCAGAGUAUUAUCCAGCCUCCAGGCUUGGGUGGACUACAAACUUUGGGCCAACCCACUAUAACACAGCAAACCAUAGGUCAACCAACUACAGGUGGAAGUCUAAUUGGACAGCCUCCUAUCACAUGUCAGGCUCUACAACCUCCUAGUCUUAUUAAUCCAGCCCAGAUGACUAGUGCACAAAUCCAGCCUCAGAUUCAGCCUCAGAUACAACCUCAGGUCUCUGCUGUAACAUACCCAACACCAAGAGCUCUUGCUCCUCCAGGUGCUUUUAAUCCCCCUGCUGCUCCAAACAAUUUAGGAAAUAGUAUUGCAAAUAAUAUACAAACAAAUUUACAAACUAAUCUCACUACCAACAAUGCAGCCCAACAACCUCAGAAACAGCGUGUAUUCACUGGGACCAUAACAAAACUUUGUGCUGACUUUGGAUUUGUUGAUGAGGAUGUGUUCUUCCAGACCAGUUGUGUCAAAGGUCAGGCACCGAAAGUUUGUGAUAGGGUAUUGGUGGAAGCUACCUAUAAUCCUAAUAUGCCAUUUAAAUGGAAUGCCAACCGCGUUCAAGUGAUUCCAGGGCCCACUGUGGCCCCUGCCCAGACCCCAAGUAGAAGUGGUCCUCCUGCUAGAGAAAUAAACAGUCGUGGGGGAUCUUACAAUGCUGUACCUCCACCAAAUUUCACAUCUGAAUCACAAGUUGGAAAUUUUAGUGGUCGAGGAGGUAUAGGCCCACGGCCAAGAUCACCUAGACGGGAACGACGGGAAGAACGCAGCCGUACAGCGAGGGACAGUGAACGUGACCGUAGUGAAAAAGAGAAAGAGGAAAAGAGAGAAAGUCGGAAGAGAAGUAGAAGUAGAGGGCGGUCGCGUUCCCCACCUCGUCGAAGAAUGAGAGUAGUUCCUAGAUAUAAUGUUCAAGUUCCUAAGAUUUUAUUACAUAUGAAAGAGGCAAAUGUUUUAGAAUUGAAAAAACGAUAUAACAACCUUUAUGUUCCAUCGGAUGUAUUCUUGGCCCGACCGUUAUGGUCAGAUACCUUUCCUGCACACAGGUCCUUUCAGUUUCCCCGUCCUGUCUCUUUUCAUAUAAUGAAUAAGGAAGUGGAACCUGUUCUAGAAAAUGAUGCCAUAUAUGAUCCCCCUGAUGUCAACCAUUGCUAUGCUGCCAAGGUAAUGUUGAUGGCAGUACCAGCUGUGGAAGACAUUUUCAGAAGAUCGUGUGCAUUGAGUGAAGACCAUGCGGAUGUUCGCGACUGCUUUGUUCAUCCAACACGUCUUAUAAACUUUUUGGUCGGUUUGAAAGGCAAGAAUGAAACUAUGGCUAUUGGUGGUUACUGGAGCCCAUCGCUUGAUGGUCCCAACCCUGAGAAGGAUCCGAAUGUCCUCAUACACACGGCCAUUAGGACCUGCAAAGCACUGACCGGCAUUGACUUAGCAGGGUGCACUACCUGGUACCGGUUUGCGGAGAUUUACUAUCGACGAGGAGAAUCCACACACAAGGGCCGGAGCUCGCCUGCCCGGGUUGAAACCACUGUACUAUUUCUCCCAGAUGUGUGGAACGUUUGCCCAACUAAACUCGAGUGGGACGGCCUCCACCUCAACUAUAAGCGGCAGUUGGACAAGAAGCUCUCCUCCUCGGCAGGAUGUCCGCAGCAGCUCGAGGAUCUAGAGGGGGAGGAGGAAGACAAGGAAGAAGCUGUUAGGAAGAAUCCCAGCCAUUAUGCCAGCUUAGACCCAAAGACCAUGAAGGUGGUUGAACUGCGAUCUGAAUUAGAUGCACGGAUGCUUAACAGCAAAGGUCUCAAAUCACAGCUGAUCGCUCGUUUAACAAAGAUUUUGAAAAAUGAGCAGGAAAAGGAGGAAAUGGAGAAAGCUGCAGCAGCAGAAAGUGCAGAAGUAGAUGAAACCAAAAAGAAGGAAGAGGAGGAAAGGAAAAGAGAAGAAGAGAAGAAAAGAAAAGAAGAAGAAGAGAGAAAGAAAGAAGAGGAGGAGAAAAAGAAAGCUGAAGAACGGGAGAGAAACCUGCUAGAAAAACGUUACACCCUUCCUGAUCAACCCAUGAUUGUUGUUCAUCCAUCACGAACUGCAAAGUCUGGAAAAUUUGACUGUACAACCAUGUCCUUGUCGGUGUUGUUAGAUUACAGACAGGAGGAUAAUAAAGAGCACUCGUUUGAAGUAAGCCUUUUUGCUGAGCUCUUCAAUGAAAUGCUGAUGAGGGACUUUGCUUUUCGCAUUUACAGAGCACUGUAUGAAUCUCCAGAAAAGCCAAAUAAAGAAGAGAAGAAAGACAAGGAGGACAAAAAAGAAAAAGACAAAGACAAAAGAGAGAAAGACAAGAAAGAUGAGGAAAAGGACAAAAAGGAGGAUAAGGAUAAAAAGGAAGAAUCAGAUGAGAAGAUGGAAGAGGAAAAAUCAGCUGACAAGAAGGAAAAGAAAACAGCUGAAAAGGAUGAGGAAAAGAAGGAAGAGGAGGAAGAAGAUGAAGAAAUGGAGGAAGACGAAGAGGAGGAGAUGGAUGAUGAAGAUUCUAAGGAUGAAAUGCCAAGUACAAAGCGAGGGGACAGCAAAGAAAGGAAAGAAAGCAAAGAAGGAAGGAGAAAAGAUGAUAAAAAAGACAGGGAAAGAAGAGAAAAGAAAGAGAAGAAGAAAAUGUUUACAAUUGAUCCCUAUCUCCUCCUUUCUUUUGUAUACUUUGACCAAACGCAUACGGGUUAUAUUAUUGACAGGGACUUGGAAGACAUAAUUAACAUGCUGGGACUAAAUCUCUCGAGAGCCCAGCAAAAGAAGUUGAUGUGUAAAGUUAUGUCGCGUGAUGUCCUCCACUAUCGCAAACUGACCGAUGUUCCACUGGAGGAUAAGGACAAGCCUAGGGACCCUGCACCAACUAUUGACAUGGAGAGCUUGGCAAAAGGAAAUAACAUGGUGAUGCCUGUGUUCUUGGAUGCUACAAAUGCUCCCAGUGCAGUAGAUAUAAAAUCACUCUCCAAGAAAAACAUAAGAAUCAAAGAGGAACCACUAUCAUCAGUUAAUGAUGGCUCCCAGAACAAAGAGCAGAAUGAUGGUGAAGUGACUGUCAAUACAGGAAGUCAAGGUGUUGUGAAGUAUGGAGGAUCUCUUGUCGACAUUGGAAAAUUAAUACAGCAAUUAGAAAAAUCUGAGAAUGCUAGAAACAGCACAGAGGAGAAGCUGAGAGAGUUGCAGAAAGAACUAAUGGCCAGUAAAGACGAAGCUCGGAAAUCUCACGAAAAGUGUCUGAAAUUAAGUAAAGAAGUCAAAGCAUCCAACUCUAGUCUCAAGACAAUGGAAGAGGAGCUUCAGAAAGCCAUUGAGGACAAUAAUGUGUAUCAAAAAGCCCUGAAUCAAAUCAAGACUGUGAUAAAACCUCUGGUAGCCGGAGUUGAUCUGGACGAUGAGGACAUCCCAAUAAAAGUGAAAGUGGAGCCCAAGGAAAAUGGGACUGUUGAGUGAUAUGCAAACAGCAUAGCUGUAACACGGUGCAAAGAUAGCAUGGACAAUUUUUUAUUUAAAUAGUUCAAAAUGAAUAAUAUUUUAGUGAGUAGAGAUUUAUUGAAACCUGUUGCAAGGUGUGUGACUCUUAUCCAGUGCAAAAGAGUAAUAUUUCUAUAUUUAUUUCGGUAUAAAUAGAGAAACAGGGAAUAUUGAGUGGUGGAAUGCUGUGUAACAAACUGAAGUUGUAAUACCAAGUUGCACCAAACCAUAAUGCAGGGGAAUUUCAUUACAGUACUUAUGAUUUUCAAAUGCAGUAGCACUUAGAAGCUCAGGGUAUUGUUAGUGUUUGUUGUUGUAGAUUUUGUGUACCAUUGUUUCAUUUGAUACUGUCUCUUGAUAUCUUCUCUCAAAAGGAAUUACAUUGGUAUACGUAAUUAAGUACAAUGUGAUUAUAUUCAGAUUGUUUUUGUUUAUUCAUGUAUUUGUGACACAAUAUUUCAGUAACAUUUAUCCUGUGUAUAAGUGAUUGAAAAGUGAAUUAAUUUAAUGUUAUUUCACUCAACAGUGUACAGUAAUACGUGACAAUUUUGUAACAUAUAUCCUCAAAUUAUAUUUUCAUUUGGCUAUGCAAUAAAUCAUGACAAAAAAUUAUUGAAUUUUAGUUGUUUGUAGGUUUGUCCACUGCUAUAUGUGUGUGUUCCGUAUGUUAUUGUUCUGAGGUGAUGUCUUGAUUGCCUCUUUAUUUUUUAUGGAAUGCUAAUGAUUGUAUUUAUUAGAGAGUAUGAGUAGUGCUUGAUAUUCAGUUUCUAAAUUGAGCAUCUAAGUGCUAAUAUGAUGCCCAUCCCUUCCACUCAAAAGUUGUGUUGAACACGAGAAUGGGUGCAGUUGCUCCAGGGAAAUGUAGAAAGAUGAUUGAUAUGUAGCAUUAGUACUUAGUAUAAGUAAUUGAAUAUAUUUGAUCUUCAUUUUUCAGACAAAAAUAUAUUGAUAUUUUUUACU
Messenger RNA from Macrobrachium nipponense, 4769 nucleotides. RefSeq names its product cell division cycle and apoptosis regulator protein 1-like. The transcript is spliced from 21 exons. Bases 165 to 3788 code for a protein of 1207 amino acids. Gene Ontology annotation, cellular component: nucleus. Lineage: Eukaryota; Metazoa; Arthropoda; Malacostraca; Decapoda; Palaemonidae. The record is from RefSeq and is a predicted model, not a curated record. Gene Ontology annotation, biological process: regulation of DNA-templated transcription.